UCCGAAUGAGAAGCUAAAACAAAAUGGCUGUCGAGAAUCGAUAACCCUGUACUGUGGAAGUGCAUGAUUUUUAUUUGGAGAAUAUAGGAAAUAAACAAUAUAAGGAAAUUAAUCCCUCUUCAACAAAGUAAAAGACUCAACUAGUUGGUUUUAACAGUGUCUGCUUGGCGUAGAUGUGGCGUUUAUUGUUGAUUCAGUGAAUAUACUAUAAAGUGUUUUUAUUGUCUUUGAAAAUUUAUAAAUGAACGAUGUAACCUGUAGGAGAAUACGUCAAGCGAAACCAACACCCAUGGACACACGAACCUGAAGUGGACAAUCCAGGAAACUUUCUACUAAUUCUUUGAGACAUUGCCUUGAACCGAAAUGGCCGGUAGUCAGGGCGAAAUUAGGGUGGGUCCAGCCAGCCAGGUAAAAGACAUUUAUGCAAGACUGCCGGAAUACAGACCUGGUGUACCGCCGGACCAGUUGAGUCCGGAUCCAGAGGACAGCGUGACCAGGGAGGAGCUGAGAUGGGUGCCUGCUAUGACCCUGGAUACGGACCUGCUUAUGUAUCUCCGCGCGGCCAGGUCUAUGGCUGCCUUCGCCGGCAUGUGCGAUGGAGGUUGUCCCGAAGAUGGCGCCAACGCUGCAUCUAGGGAUGAUACCACCAUUAACGCCUUGGAUGUUUUACAUGAUGCAAACUACGACCCUGGCAGAGCCCUUCAGUCGCUCGUAAAGUGUCCGGUACCAAAAGGAGUUUACAAGAAAUGGAGCGAAGAAGAGACAAAAAGAUUUGUUAAGGGAUUAAGACAAUUUGGAAAGAAUUUUUUCAGAAUACGUAAAGAUUUGUUGCCACACAGAGACACGCCUGAACUAGUCGAAUUUUAUUAUCUCUGGAAGAAAACUCCCGGUGCUAAUAACAACCGGCCUCACAGACGUCGAAGACAAGGCUCUCUAAGAAGGAUACGAAACACAAGAAACAGUAGGGGAGCCAAUAACUCAAACUCAAAUCGUAAUGGUGCUCCAGCAGAAACAGAAACAAGCAGACCAUCACCUGGCCCCGGUAAGGAACCUGGUGAGACCAGCUCGGUGACAGAGGAUGAUGACGAAGAGAACGACAGCGACAGUAGAGACUCACAAUACAGAUGUUCACACUGCUUCACGACAAACUCGAAAGACUGGCAACCUGGCGGAAGAGACAGACAGAUAUUGUGUGUAGACUGCAGAGCACACUACAAAAAAACCAAUGACCUGCCUCCUAUAGCCAACCAAAAUAACCUGGAGGACAUCAUAUCGACAGAUAACCCAGAUGAAAGCCCGCAGCGAAUGAGAACCAGGAAUAAGGCAGCAAAGGAACAAUCGACAAGAAGCUGUACACGACCGAAAAGAGGUGGCACAGAAACUCCUGAACCUAAGACGCCCGUUAAGCAAUCUUCCAGUGACAAAUCGUCCAACACUCCUAAUAAGAAGAAACCAAAACUGGAGACUCCAACCAAAAGUAGAAAACGAGUCCAUGAGAAAGAAGAUAAUGAGGAUGAAAACAAGGAUCUUCUAUUUAAAAAGAAGAGAGACAGGGCAGAAAGUCCUUCCAGUAACACAACUGGAUCUGGCUCAGGUGAUGAGGUCGAGAACAACACUGAACCUGAUGAGAAUAGCACUGAGAACAGUCUUCCUCCCCCUCCUCCCGCAACAUCUACCAACCUAAUAACCAACACUUCCAACAAUGUAACAAAUACCAAUAAUAAUAAUAAUAAUAACAACAAUAUACCAGCAGAAGAUACUCAAUCAAAGAGUGUUGUGAAGACUGAGGUUGAUAAUGGAGUGGAUAAACAAGAUGGUCCUCCAGUUCAAGCCGCAACAGUACCUGUGAUCAUGUCAAAUAAAGUUCCGACAGAGAACACCAUGCCUUUGAACGUGUCAAUCAGGUUACCCGAAGACAUAGGUGACAUUAAGCAUUUGAUCAAGUGUGCUACUACAGAUGAUGAAAUGAAGAGGGAGAAAUUUGACAAUAAGCUUCAAAAUCCGGAGGUUAAAAAAGAAACCUUCAAGGUAGAACCUAAAGCUGAAGAACAUAUGGAAGAAGAGAAAGACACGAGCGUGGAUAAAGUUAAAACUGAGCUUAUUAUUCCAAGGGUCAUAACAAUGGAAAAAGGAAUCAUGCAAGAAGAAUACGAGGGUGGCAACGAACAAACGCAACAUAUCAUUUCCCUCAAAGAGCAUCUUAAAGAUCCUUUAAAUUAUUACAAUGAACCUACGCCUCUAUUAAACCACCUACAACCCAACCUCAAGGAUAACAAGCAACACCCCUUGAAUCUGAAGGAAGCACAACCCAUUGACACACGACCAAAUGACCAAAUUGUGAAUAUGAACCACGGUAGUUAUAUGCCACCGGAUCAGAUCAAACAAGAACCGCCUUCCUAUGGGUUCUCUGGUACCCCCAGAGAACAAACAAAUCAGGAAAUACAGCCUCCAACUUCCUCUGCUGUCAUGACAAACACUGUUAUAAAGAUUGAACCUCGCGACGAACCCAUGGAACUGACCAAUCCUCCUCGAGAUUUCAGUCAGGUUCCGUCCAGCAGUCAACCUUUGAACAUACCCCAGGUUAUUCCCAUGGCUCAGUACUCUGCACAGCAGAAUCCCCCACAAAGGGAUUACGAGGACGAAAGGAGACCAGAGAAGAUGGAACGGCCAGAAAGAUUGGAUAGGCCAGAAAGGACAGAUCUUGGAGGGUCUAGUUCGAUGGGAAAUACAUCAAUUGGUCAACCCCCACUGCCUAGCAUGAUGCAGUCCAAUAAUCUAGUCACCAUCGGGGGAGGAUCGCAGCAGAUGGGACAUUACGGAUACAUCCAACCCGGCGUCCCUCUAGCCCUAGACAAAAACACACCGGUAGCCAUGCCCAACCAGAAUGAACCUCAGAAUCUCAAGGUCAAACAGGAAAUCCAAGAGCCUCCGUCAAUUCACCAGAGUGUCGGUCACGCUCCUCCUUCUAGUCAUAUACAAUCCUUGCCUCCUUACUCCCAAGGGAACAUUUCUCAGGCUCAUCCCCACACGUCGGUGAUGCCUCCUACAUCCGCUGCGGCGGUGGUCACGAGCGGUCUGAAUCAGGGACCUUUCAUGCCGCCCCAUUCAACGCAUAUGCAACAGGCGGCUGUCGUGGAUCCAUUGCAGAGUCUGAAGGACGUUAAAGUCCCUGGCUAUGUGCCUUCCUCUGGAUCGCAGACGUCCGAUAGAUCUCCGUCCGGGUCGACGACGAUGGACGUGAAGAAAGAACCCGACUUCGGAAUGCCGAUGACUAGCCGAGCAAGUCCUGCUCAGGUUGGGGAAAAAUGCUCCACUCCGAAGAAUACCACGCCCACGCCAUUGAUACAGGUCUCGCAAACUCCUCCUUUACGUCACACCGGUACGAAUUCUCCGCAUUCGGCAAUCAAUUUGAUCAACUCUAGCAAUAAUCCCCCUACGUCUCUACCUCAGUCAAUGCAUCCCCAACCUGGCGCUCCUUAUCCUCCACAACACUCACAUCCUCUCAUGCAUCCGUCGUUUUUGCAUCCGAUGCAUCCUUUCCAUUCACACCCCUAUUCGCCUUACCCCUUCUCCUAUCCUUAUCCAUACCCUGUGCCACAGCCACACGCCAUUCCACCACCAUCAGGUAGGGUUGAUGGUCCCCAAAAGAUAGACACAGUCAGCGCCACAUUGAUGUCUUCUCAACACAGUACAACAAGUACUCUGACGAGUAAAAAGGAGAUCAGAGAGCCAAUAGAGAAUGGUACAGAAAGACAUCAAACGCACGAAAUGACGCUGACGCACAACCAAUCUACGUCACAUCAUAGUUCGGUCCACGCCAGUUCCGAAAAGCACAACUAUGGCGGCGGAUCAAGUCACUCCAUCACAAUAUCGCACUCAACGAGUACGAGUUCUAGUCAAUCGGUGCAGCACAAAGUUAACCAGAAGACAGUUAGGACUGGGUCGCCCCACACUCCUAUAUCACAGACCACUACGGCCACAAUAAACCAUUCAUCAUCUUCGUCUGGAGGCGGCAAUCACCAACACACACAUCACCACACACAUCAUCACGAGCGAUUAUCGCCUGGCGGCAAUCAGUUACUCAGGCAUGGUAUGCAUCCAAAACCGCCACCCCAGGGUAACCUACAGCAUCUUAUGAUCCAACCACCAAGCCUUGGACACCAUCCCGGUUCUCUAGGUCCUCCUCAGUCUAUGGGCAGUAGCUCUCUAGAAGCCUUAAGGGUUCACGCUGCUCAAGCCGCUGCCAACAUGCAGCAGAGCAUGCAGUCUAGUCCUUCUCCAUUAAGCCUACCUAGUACCAAACCUCCACCGCCCGAAGAGGUUGUCAAGAUAGAACCAGAUCCUGAACCCUCUCCAGAGGAUGAAGGCCAAUCAAGCCCAAUUGCACCAUCUAGGGGGCCUUCCCCUGAACCCAGAAUAGAGGAUAAUGAGUGUCACAGAAGUCAGUCAGCAAUCUUUCUACGGCACUGGAAUCGUGGCGAUUACAAUUCGUGCACUAGGACUGAUCUGACCUUCAAACCUGUGCCAGACUCAAAGUUGGCUAGGAAGAGAGAGGAGAGGCUACGAAAACAAGCAGAACGUGAAAGGGAAGAAAGGGAGAAGGUGCAACAAGCUCAGGCAAGAAAAAUAGCGACGCCAGAGAAGCCAGACGUGAAGCCCCCUUCAAGGGGACCCUUAGAAACGGUUUCCUCGCCCUACGAAAGGUUCCAGAGACCUGGGUUCCAAGAUACUCCUGCUUUAAGGCAACUCUCUGAGUAUGCAAGACCUCAUGGUGGAUUUAGUCCAGGACACAUGCAAAGGACACUGCUGCCUCCUGCACAUGUUAUGGACCCUAUGCUCCAAUAUCAGCUCAACAUGUAUGGUCCAGCUGCUAGGGAGAGGCUUGAACUGGAGCAUCUGGAGAGAGAGAAGCGGGAGCGUGAAAUCCGAGAGCUCAGGGAGAGGGAACUGAACGAUAGACUCAAAGAGGAAUUGAUGAAGAGUGGAAUGAGAGGUCCUCCUAAUCCCAUGGAUCCCCACUGGUUGGAAAUACAGAGGAGAUACGCGGCAGGCUUGGCGGGUCCUGCAGGUCAGUUUAAACCACGAGACUUUUUUACAGGGCCUGGCGGCAUUCCGUUACAUCACUUCGCCCUGUAUCCAGGCGCCGGUGCCAGUCCCCAACUCUCCCAGCUGGAGAGAGAACGAUUGGAGAGGUUAGGAAUACCACCACCUGGAGCUCCAGGUGGUCCCCCAGGUGCGCCACCCGGUCAUCCUCACCACCCUGCACAUCAGGCACAGCUAGAAGCUGCUGAAAGGUUGGCUUUAGCCACCGAUCCCAUGUAUUGUUCGCAGGUCCGACUACAGAUGGCGGGUAUAUCGCCAGAAUAUCACGCACACACUCAUGCGCACACCCAUGCUCAUACCCAUCUGCAUCUACAUCCACAGCAACAGCAGGCUCAACAAGAAGCUGCUGCUGCCGCCGCAGGUUUUCCUCUGCCAGGUUCUCUGCCCUAUCCUGAAAUGUAUAAUUACUUUUCAGCUUCCGGUACCCCAGGUUAUCCAAGGCCUGGCAUGAUGCAUGGUAGGGAUGGCCCAUUGGCUUUGCAUCAUCCUGAUUUGUUAGGAAGACCUUACGCCGACCAGCUGGCUCACCAGGCUGCUGCACAUGAACAAAUUCAAAGACAAAUGAUGUUAGAGAGGGAAAGAUUUCCCCCCCAUCCAUCAAUUGUUGCACAUCAUGAGGAAUAUUUGAGGCAAAGAGAAAGAGAACUGAAAGUGAGAGCCUUGGAAGAUGCAGCGAGAGGAUCUAGACCUUAGGGAGCUACAUUUUCUCCGUGUGCGAAUCCAGUUUGUUAUCAGAUUUUACUUUAAAAUUACACAUUUCUUGGAUACUUGGGGAAAUGCCCAGGACAUAUGUUAAGAAUGAACUUGUUUAAGUACAUUUUGUAGUGAGUGAUUUAUUUAAAUUUGUGAACAGUGAGUGUUUAAUAUUUAUGAAUAUUGUAAAUUAAGAUUAUAUAAAACAUCGGAAAAACUAUAGAGUAUCGUACAAAUGUAAAAAAAAAUGUAUACUGAAAGUUUUGAAAUUAUGUAUAUUUUUUACACCUAUGUAUAUAGAUUUUUUUUAGUUCAUUGAAGGCGUGGUUUAAUAACAGUUCUCAGUGAAAACAGAAAGUGCAAGAGUUGUUUUAUUUGACGGAAUAUUGGAAGUUUUAUGAAAAGGUUAUAUUGUCAAUUCUAAAUGAUCUUUGAUCUUUAUCUGAUGAAAUUUGAUAUUGAGCCUUAUUAUACAAAAGUUGCAAUUUUCAUUACUGAAGAAAAAGUGAUCAUUAAUUGAGGCAAUGUUUAGAUGGAAAUAUGUUGAUAUUUUGUUCAAAUAUCACAUUGCUGAUAUCUCAUAAUGUAUUUGGUAUGCAUAUAAAAUUGAUAUUUAAUUUUUAUUCUGAUUUUUAAAACUCCCAAUAUCUACAAUAAACUUGAAUUAAAUCAUAUAAUGAAUUGUGAUUGAGAAAAUAUUUUGAAGGAACCUAAUUUUUUAAAUCUUUCAGGAAAUGCUUUCUGAUUGAACUGAAAAUUUUUUUUAUUCAAUUAUUGAUUAUUGGUGUAACUGAGAAUGUAAUUUCCAAUUUGGAGAAACAUGUCUAAGAAAAGUUAUAGAAUUUUAUAUCCAAAUUAUAAUUUUGUAUUUGUAUCCUAUUCAAUUUAUUUUCAGUUACAUCACUUUUUAUGUUUGAAUUUGAUAUCCAGAACAGAGUACUUAAAAUUUCAGCAUUUCGUGUUGAAAGUUUGCAGAAAAUCUUAAAAGUAAUCACCCUUCGAUAAAGCGAAACAUUCAUAGACUGAAAAUUUAUUUUACUCCUACAUGGUUUGAAUUGUGACAACUCCGUGUAUUGUAUAUUUUUUUUGUUUAUUUUACCAAAGAUUUUCACAAUCAAAUCUUCCCCCCUGCAGUGUUUUCAGUUUAACAUCGCAAUUCGAUGAAAAAUGAUCAAUGAAAUAAUUGUUGUUGUCUUUCAAGUUUCGAUUUUAUAUAGAACAUAUAAAUAUUAAUUUUUUAUCCUUGGAUAUAGGGUCGUUGUAAAUAACUUAGAUAUAAUAUUUUUCAGAAAAGCUUUUUAUAAUAGAAAAAUGUAUAAAGUAAUGUUUAAAUUAUGUAUACAGAUAUAGCUGAAAUAAAUCAUAUUAAUUUCUA
This is a messenger RNA of Harmonia axyridis, 7171 nucleotides long. It is a transcript of the gene Gug, whose product is annotated as arginine-glutamic acid dipeptide repeats protein. Gene Ontology annotation, molecular function: sequence-specific DNA binding; transcription corepressor activity. NCBI's taxonomy places the organism in Eukaryota, Metazoa, Arthropoda, Insecta, Coleoptera, Coccinellidae. The transcript is spliced from 20 exons. The record is from RefSeq and is a predicted model, not a curated record. Gene Ontology annotation, cellular component: nucleus. The coding region runs from base 364 to 5796 and encodes 1810 amino acids. Gene Ontology annotation, biological process: regulation of DNA-templated transcription.